GCAGACUCUGUCAGUGUGUGCAGAAGACGCAGUCCAAAGACCGAAGGAUGAGCAGCCACGGGGCAAAGUCCUGCCAGCCCUCGGAAGUUUGCCCGAUCAUCCUCUCGCGUCUGGCCGCGACGCCAGAAGGAAGCCGGCUGAUGGUCGCCAUCGCCGGGCCACCAGGGGCCGGGAAAUCCACCCUGGCCGCCGAUCUCUGCGCCGCCAUCAACAAGGGCGCCUCCACCUCCGCCCCGGCCAUCGUCGUACCCAUGGACGGCUUCCACUACGACAACGUCGUCUUGGACGAGCGCGGUCUCCGCAAACGCAAGGGCUCGCCGCCGACCUUCGAUUGCGACGGCUUCGUGGCUCUCCUGGCGAGGCUCAGCUAUCCCUCGAAAGAGGUCGCCAUCCCGGUUUUCGAUCGAUCCUUGGAGUUAUCCCGGGCCGGGGCCGCCAUCGUGGGCCCCCAGCAUAGAGUCCUCUUGGUCGAGGGUAACUACUUGCUGCUCGACCAGGAGCCAUGGUCCGAUUUGGCUCCGUUCUUCGGGUUGUCUUUCUUCUUGGAGGUGCCUCUUCCUGAACUUGAGCGACGGCUCCUGCAGAGGCGUCUGGCGCACGGCCAUGAUGAGGAAGCGUCCAAGGAACAUAUUCGCGUUAACGAUGUUCCCAAUGCUAAACUCGUGCUCUCCAAUUCCCGUCAGGCUGACUAUGUUGUCCCAAAUGAGUUUCAUUAAGAAGUUGAGAGCCUUUUGUUGUUUAGCCGAGUUUCCAACCAAACACUGCAGCUGAUUGUAAGACCUCUCGGUGGUUAUGUACCGAUAGCGAGACUGCAGAAAUGCGCCUAUAAGUUUGCGGCGCACAGAGGGUCGAGUCGAUUUCAGAGGUUGGACAUACAAUUUUUGACUAAAACUGCAAAUUUUGAUGUUUAUUUCGUGACAUUUUAAAUUUCAAGGGGUGCUUCUUGAAGAAGAUUUCACGAGAAAACCAGUGAAACCACUGUUGUAACCUCACAGUUUUGUAUAAACAUAGUUAUGAGAGUUUAAAGUUUCUAAAUUUUGUCCGUCCUCUCCUAUUGACCCAAUCCACGGUGCGGCGUUGCAGACUUCCUGUCAUACUUUAUUUUCACUUGGAAAAUCACUGAACGUCAUUUCUUGAAAACUUGGGUGAUUUUUCUCCUCUUUGUGAGAAAUGUUCUGUGAGAAUUUCAAGCCGUGAUGAUGAUUCGGUCUCCUUUUAAAAAAUAAAAUAGGACCGGGGAUUUGGAAACACCGUAUUUAAGAUACGCAUUUUUGCAGUUUUGCCAUCGAUAUGCAAACAUCACAAAUGAGUUUUGUCGCUUUAAAUUACUCCCUUUCCUUUCAUUGUUUUGAAAUCCGAAACAAUACCCUUGGAGUCCUUUCCCACUCGAAUCGAAUCACCCGAGCGCAGAUUUGAAGCCUUUCCACCACCCCGAAGUUUACCACUUAAUUCAUGUAAGAGGCCACUUCUUGCAUUUUAUUUUUGGCCGCGGCCCCCCGAAUUGUGUAAACCUGCUAUAGCCUUUGUUAUGGCAUAUCCAGAGCAGUUAAUUAUCUGAGCCAUUUUGCCGCGCACUAAAAAAGACAAUUACAUGGCGCACUUGUGUACAAACGAGAAUCGAACAAAAAUAUUUUUGUUGUUAAAUUAAAGUGAGAAAUGAUUUACGUAUAUUUCUAAUGUAAAAGCCUAAGUCAAAAUAAUUUUUGUAAGGUUUUAAUGUCUUAUUUCUACCUCAUAUAUUUAAAUAACCCAUACCCCACUUGUAAAAAUCGUUAUUUUUUUAAAUCAUAUGUUUUAAUAAAAUUGUUUUUAUUUUUCGUAACAUA
Bemisia tabaci is the source of this 1826-nucleotide messenger RNA. RefSeq lists its product as uncharacterized. NCBI's taxonomy places the organism in Eukaryota, Metazoa, Arthropoda, Insecta, Hemiptera, Aleyrodidae. The record is from RefSeq and is a predicted model, not a curated record.